Messenger RNA from Cotesia congregata, 1674 nucleotides. The record is from the annotation of a GenBank genome assembly. NCBI's taxonomy places the organism in Eukaryota, Metazoa, Arthropoda, Insecta, Hymenoptera, Braconidae.
AUGUUAUACCAUACAGAUAUUCAUAUAUACAUAUAUAUUUAUAUAUUAAAUAAAAUGGGUCCACCGUGUGAUUGGCAAAUAUCAAAACAAAAAAUAGCCCAACGAGGACGUUAUCUCUUAGAGUCUGGACAAUGGUCAGAUUGUAAAUUUAUUGUAGGUCAAGAACCACAACAACAAAUCCUUGAAGGGCAUAAAUUAUUUUUAGCAAUGUCUAGUCCUGUAUUUGAAGCAAUGUUUUACGGUAGCAUGGCAGAAAAAACAGAUCCAAUUCCUAUUCGUGAUGUCCAACCAGAGGCAUUUAAAACACUAUUAGAAUACAUUUACACGGAUAAAGUUGAUUUAGGGUCAUUUGAACUGGCAUGCGAACUCUGUUACUGUGCUAAAAAAUAUAUGUUACCGUUUUUGGUUGAAGAAUGCACUAAAUAUUUAUGGUCUGAUUUAUCCCCAAAUAAAGCAUGUAGAGCUUAUGAAUUUGCAAAAUUGUUUGAAGAACCAGUAUUAAUGGAUAAAUGCUUACAAAUAAUUUGUACAAAAACUAAUGAAAUUUUAAAUGAACCAAGUUGGGAUGAAGUUGAACUUAGCACAAUUAUGACCAUCUUCGAACAGGAUGAAUUACAAAUAGAUUCAGAAAUAGAAUUAUUUGUUGCUAUUGAACGAUGGGCAAAAGCUGAGUGUAAUCGUAAAUCAUUGAAUCCAUCAGAUGCUAAAUCUUCAAGAUCAGUUAUUGGUAAUGUUUUAUCUAAAAUACGAUUUUUAACUCUAACUCCACAACAAUUUGCUGAUGUUCCUGGUAGAUCAAAUCUUUUAUCUCGUGAUGAAGCAUUUUCAAUACUUAUGAACGUAUCAUCCAGCGGAAGUAACAUUCCUAUGCCAGAAGGAUUUUCAACCAAUCCAUUGCAUAGAAUAAAACCUCGAAGACCUACUGGUCUAAGUAAUGGACGAAGUCAGAAAUACAAUGGAGUGAUAGGUCGGCACGCUAGUCCAGCAGGCUUAUCAAAUCAUUGGCAGAUAUUUCCGUCCACAUCAUAUAGUCAUACAUCUCUAAUAAAUUCAGAUACUGACCGUACUGACAUUGACAGUUCAUGGUUAUCAUAUCCUACUACUAUUGAUUUUAAUGGAAGAAAAGAAAAUGGAAGUUCAACUGCAAAUGAUAAUAUUCCUACAGUACUAGUUGAAGGCGGAAUCCGAGAUGGCCCUAAAUAUUAUUGUUUGCGAUCUAUGGGACAACAAGCAGAGUAUUUAAAUCCUGGAGUGAUGGAUUGUUCUGUAACAUUUAGUGUUGAUAAAAAUAUUUGUGUUAUAGGCGUUCAAGUUCCCACACAAGUUGCUUGUGAGGCUAACCAAAUGAUGCGAUCUGCUGAUGGAACUUAUACAGAAAUUCUAUAUGCUCAUUUACUUGAUUCUGACGGCUCUCGAUUAACUUACACACACUUUACCACAAAAGCUACUGCUGGUACAUUAGUUGAAAUUGGAUUUAAUAGGCCCGUGUAUAUCCAAAAAAAUAAGAUUUAUCGCGUUGGAGUUGUCUUCAAUAAACCUGGAUGGUAUCCAAUAGGAGAUUGUGUUCAAAGAAUGACGUGUGAUACUGUAUUCUUCUCUUUUGGCGUUGGCAAUAGUACAGAUAGCAUCAGAGAUGGUUUGAUUCGAUCUAUUGUUUUUACUUACCAUCAAUAA